AUGUUCCGGAAUAUAAAUUUCCUCAAUUUGGUAUCUAAGUCUAGGAAGACGUUAAUGGUGCCUUUUCUCCGAAUUCAAAGCUAUCAGUGUUACAAUCUGAUUUCUUCGAUUUUUUCAAACAUCGUCACGCUUUGUCAUCUAUCUAACGAGGCGUUCGAAAAGCGAAGUCUGCUCUUGAAGCUUGUCACUGAUAGUUAUGCAGAGCUACAACCACCGUUCAAACGUGCGUACUGUUCAAAAACAGCAUGUAAACAUGAUAAUCCGAACGGUUCACUGGCUCGAGGAUUUUGAGAAUUUUGUAGUUUUGUUUUAGAAUCUCGGAUGUCUCUGAUGAUGAACCUUAUUAUUGUACAAUAUCAGGACCCAAUUAACCUCGUUGUUGAAUUUUUCAUCUUGCUACCCCUUAUUGUUAUGUGUUACUCGUUUCAACUGCAGAUGCUAUGAGCAGUAAAUAAAGCAAU
Molecule: messenger RNA, 461 nt
Organism: Cylicocyclus nassatus
Lineage: Eukaryota; Metazoa; Nematoda; Chromadorea; Rhabditida; Strongylidae
Source: the annotation of a GenBank genome assembly